AGUCACGAGCUCAGGCGCGCGCGUCCCGGAUGAUGUAUGAGUGCAGCCGGCGCGCGGCGAUGGGGUGCGGCGCGCCUCACGUCUUUCGCCUCCUCCUCCUCCUCUGGCUGCUGCCGCCGCCGCCUGUGUCCGUGUCCGUGUCCGGGGUGGCGGGCGUGAGUCCAGCGGCGCUGCCGCUAGUCGUCAACACCUGGGCGUUUAGGAAAGCAACGGAAACAGCAUGGUAUAUCUUAAAGUCAGGAGGCUCUGAGCUGGAUGCAGUAGAGAGAGGUUGCGGUCAGUGUGAGACUGAUCAGUGUGAUGGAAGUGUGGGGUUUGGAGGAAGUCCAGAUGAACAUGGAGAAACAACAUUAGAUGCCAUGAUUAUGGAUGGCAACACCAUGGAAGUUGGGGCAGUAGCAGAUCUCAGACGUAUAAAAAAUGCUAUUGGUGUAGCACGGAAAGUGAUUCAGCACACUAAACACACAUUAUUAGUGGGGGAGUCGGCCUCACUGUUUGCAGAAAGCAUGGGAUUUCCUUGUGAAGAUUUAACCACUCAGAAUUCUCUUUCAAUAUAUUUAAAGUGGCUUAAUCAAAGCUGUCAGCCAAACUACUGGAAGAAUGUAAUACCAGAUGCCUCAAAAUCCUGUGGACCAUACAAACAGGCUAAACAAUUAAAUAGUGAAGAAUGGAUCAACUCACAGAAAAGAAUAAAUAUUCAUAAUCAUGAUACAAUUGGCAUGAUUGUAAUUGGUGGUUCCGGAAAUGUUGCAGUUGGGACAUCUACAAAUGGUGCAGUCCACAAAAUCCAGGGUCGUGUAGGGGACUCUCCAAUAGCUGGAGCUGGAGCCUAUGCUGAUAGUACAAUUGGAGGAGCGGCAGCCACUGGAGAUGGUGAUAUCAUGAUGCGCUUUUUGCCCAGCUAUCAAGCAGUGGAGUAUAUGAGGACAGGAACAGAUCCAGCUAUAGCUUGCCAGAAAGUUAUUUCCAGGAUCCAGAAGUAUGCUCCAUACUUCUUUGGUGCUGUUAUCUGUGCCAACACAACUGGAAGUUUUGGUGCUGCCUGCAAUAAAGUUCCAGGAUUCACUCAGUUUCACUUCAUGGUUUAUAGUCCUUUGCUAAAUCAGCCAUCUGAGCAAGUAGUAGACUGCAUUUAAUUUUUUGUGUACCAACUGCAUUUACACUUAAAGACCAAGGAGGAAAAGAAGGCUGAAAAGGCUCACUGACUGCCAUUUUACAAAGUGUUUGCAGUUUCCUUUUGCACAGAUAUUUGAGGAAGAGUAAUGUAUGUGGAGAUAGCACAUAUCACUCUCACUUUUUUUAAUGUAUUUUGUUUUAUUACCAUGUCACCAGUAUGUCAGUAAACUUCAUCUGUAGUUUCUCAAUCUAGCAAACGAAUCUGUUAAUCUGGCGGGUUAUUUCUAGAUUCUGGUGGGUAAGUUGGCUUCAUCUACAGGAUGAACAAAUUUGACUUUUUUUUUUAGAUUCCAGGAUACUGUAUAGAGAUCCAAAAUAUCUACUGAUGAUAAAGUGGUAUUUCAAAAUACUCAGCUGGUGUAUGUGGAUGACUAUAGUUUAAAAUGGGAAAUGCCUUUUGGAACCAGUCUCAAAUACAGAUGAAAGUUUGCACGACUGUUGUACCAAGAAGAACUGGAGAACAAUUUCAUGUCUGAAUGGAGAGCAGCAAAGUAAGCUUCUGCUUUUGUGGUGAUGCUUCAUCGUUCCAUGAUGUUCAGUCACAGUGAUGCAGUAUUACAUUGCAAAUGUUAUCCUGCAGUGUCAGGAAGUUACUCUAUUUUGUGGCUUUCUGUGACUCAGGUACACUCCCUCCUUUCUUCCUUUAUUUCUGGGAACAAAUGAAGAUGUUUCUUAUUACCUUCCAAUCCCAAAGUGUUGGGUAGGAUCCCAGCAACUGACUCAUUUUCAGAAGAUGGCUUCCAUACUGUGCUCUCCUUUUCACUUCCCAUGUUGUGUUCUGUCAGCGUGAGCAGUGCUGCUGUGAUCAGCAUUCCAUUGCUGCCUAAGCUCAGGUAAAGCACCCAUCAGAUGUACAGAUUCCGAGCCCACAGGUCAGUUCUAGAAGAACUGUGGGUGGAAUAAGACUGAUUUUUCUGUAUUAAGUGUUUCACUGGCCAUAAUUCAUUUUUGUAAAUCUCUUAAUUUUAACAGUCCUUUUUGGCAACUGAACCCCAGAUUAAUAAAUUAGAGGUGAUAAGUAACAGUCAGCAUGGAUUUGUCAAGAACAAAUCGUGUCAAAGCAACCUGAUAGUUUUCUUUGACAGGGUAACAAGCCUUGUGUAUAGGGGGGAAGUGGUAGAUAUGGUAUAGCUUGACUUUACUAAGGCUUUUGAUCCUGUCUCGUAAGCAAACUAGGGAAAUGCAACCUAGAUGGAGCUACUAUAAGGUGAGUGCAUAACUGGUUGGAAAAUCGUUCCCAGAGAGUAGUUAUCAGUAGUUCAGUCAUGCUGAAGGGCAUAACGAAUGGGGUCAUGCAGGGAUCGGUUCUGGGUCCGGUUCUGUUCAAUAUCUUCAUCAAUUAUUUAGGUAAUGGCACAGAGAGUAAACUUAUAAAGUUUGCAGACAAUACCAAGGUGGGAGGGGUUGUAAGUGCUUUGGAGGAUAGGAUUAAAAUUUAAAAUGAUCUGGACAGACUGGAAAAAUGGUCUGAAGUAAAUAGAUGAAAUUCAAUAAGGACAAAUGUAAAGUACUCCACUUAGAAAGGAGUUGUUACAAGGAGGAGGGAGAAAAAUUGAUCUUAACCUCUGAGGAGAGGACAAGAAGCAAUAGGCUUAAAUUGCAGCAAGGGUGGUUUAGGCUGGACAUUAGGGAAAAACUUCCUAACUGUCAGGGUAGUUAAGCACUGAACUAAAUUGCCAAGGGAAGUUGUGGAAUCUCCAUCAUUGGGGAUUUUUAAGAGCAGGUUGGACAAACACCUGUCAGGGACUUUCUAGAUAAUACUUAGUCCUGCUUUGAGUGCACGGGACUAGACUAGAUAACCUCUCGAGGUCCCUUCCAGUUCUGUGAUUCUAUGAAAUUCUGGGAACUGUCCUUCUGAUGCCUAAGUGUGGAAAUACAGUACUUUCUCCCAUGUUUCCUCACUAGUCAUUAUAUAAAAACUUACACUGAUAGAUCUCUUGUCUGUGGUCUUUGGAUAUAGACAUUACUGCUUGAGAGGUAUAGAUUUGUUUUCUUUCUUUAAAUUACUAAUCAGUAAUCUGUCGCAAGUCAGGAUGCACUACAAUAACGCAACUUAUAAAAAUACUUCUCUUUUUACUGGCAAAAUUUAGCUUGGGGUUUUUUGGCUGCUAUUUAUUUGUUUGGUAGUGUAAUAAACUGUACUGUUUUCUGUAAACUUUUCCUAGCCGCAAGCAAGCUGCCACUUCAAAUAUGUCACUCCUUUAGUAACUUGUUACUGUUCUUGUGCUGGCUUCAAUUUUUUUUUUUUUUUUUUAAAUUAGUUUCUUCUCCCUGGUUUCUCAGGUUGUGAUAAUACCUUUACCCAUAGAUGGCGCUCAACUACUCCCAUUUGCGCAAGGUUUUAAAUAUUGAUUCUUGUAGCAUCAGUUUUCUCCAUUUAAUUAGAAUUUUCCUAUCCCCAGCCUGCCACUUGUAUUGAAAAUUGAAUUAUGAGGUUGUCAGUUCUCUUUGUAGGAUGCUUAGUAAAUGGAAAUGCUUCCUUUGUCCUUGUUCUGCUCUGUGAGUGCCCUGUCCCCUGCCCCCCUCCACACACACACGCUUUGUAGGUUACACCUCUAAAGGAGCAAUUGCAUGUAUACAAUGGAAUUUUAUCUUUAGAGAACAAAAUUGAGUACCUAGGACCCUGAGAGUGCUAUUUCUCAUUUCAUCUCCUACUACAUCUCAUUUGCAGAUACCAAGUUUUAUUUAUAAUGUACUGCCAUAGAUUUUUGAAGAUCUGUUUUAAAGAAUCUUUGAUCUUCCUUCUAACUUAGCAGGCUUGCUGAUCAAUUGAUUAAAUCAAGAGCUUGAGAUUGAUAAGGAAAUUUAAAAGGGGGAAAAAAGUAAAAUACUUAUGGUAUGAUAUGGUCAUUUUAAAUUAGCUCUGUCUACUUGAACAAAACCACUGGGUAAUGCAAGCUUACUUUAAUGUAUCUUAAUUUUUUGGUGUCCUUGAAAACUCUGCAUUAAAAUGGUCGUUGCCUUA
Messenger RNA from Caretta caretta (loggerhead turtle), 4141 nucleotides. It is a transcript of the gene AGA, whose product is annotated as aspartylglucosaminidase. Gene Ontology annotation, biological process: protein deglycosylation. Gene Ontology annotation, cellular component: cytoplasm; lysosome. The record is from RefSeq and is a predicted model, not a curated record. Lineage: Eukaryota; Metazoa; Chordata; Testudines; Cheloniidae. Gene Ontology annotation, molecular function: N4-(beta-N-acetylglucosaminyl)-L-asparaginase activity.